CGCUGACCCGCCACCAUGGCCCGCGGGAAAGCCAAGGAGGAAGGCAGCUGGAAGAAAUUCAUCUGGAACUCGGAGAAGAAGGAGUUUUUGGGCAGGACCGGCGGCAGCUGGUUUAAGAUCCUUCUGUUCUACGUCAUAUUUUAUGGCUGCCUGGCCGGCAUCUUCAUCGGAACCAUCCAGGUGAUGCUGCUCACCAUCAGUGAAUUUAAGCCCACGUACCAGGACCGAGUGGCCCCGCCAGGACUAACACAGGUUCCUCAGAUUCAAAAGACUGAAAUUGCCUUUCGUCCCAGUGAUCCCAAGAGCUAUGAAGAAUAUGUGGUGAACAUAGUCAGGUUCCUGGAAAAGUACAAAGAUUCCGCCCAGAAGGAUGACAUGGUUUUUGAAGAUUGUGGCGACGUGCCCAGUGAACCUAAAGAACGAGGCGAAUUUAACAAUGAACGGGGACAGCGGAAGGUGUGCAGAUUCAAGCUCAACUGGCUGGGGAACUGCUCUGGAAUAGAUGACGAAACUUACGGCUACAAAGACGGCAAACCCUGCAUCAUUAUAAAGCUCAACCGAGUUCUGGGCUUCAAACCUAAGCCUCCCAAGAAUGAUUCCUUGGAGUUUUCCCCAGGAACGAAGUAUAACCCAAAUGUGCUGCCGGUUCAGUGCACUGGCAAGCGAGAUGAAGAUAAGGAGAAAGUUGGAAGCAUGGAAUAUUUUGGAAUGGGUGAUUACGCUGGUUUUCCUCUGCAGUAUUACCCCUACUAUGGCAAACUCCUCCAGCCCAAGUACCUGCAGCCCCUGCUGGCUGUACAGUUCACCAACCUCACCAUGGACACUGAAAUUCGCAUAGAAUGUAAGGCGUAUGGUGAAAACAUUGGGUACAGUGAGAAAGACCGUUUUCAGGGACGUUUUGAUGUAAAAAUUGAAGUUAAGAGCUGAUCACAAGCACAAAAUCUUUCCCACUAGCCAUUUAAUAAGUUAAAAAAGAUACAAAAACAAAAACCUACUAGUCUUGAACAAACUGUCAUACGUAUGGGACCUACACUUAAUCUAUAUGCUUUACACUAGCUUUCUGCAUUUAAUAGGUUAGAAUGUAAAUUUAAAGUGUAGCAAUAGCAACAAAAUAUUUAUUCUACUGUAAAUGACAA
This is a messenger RNA of Oryctolagus cuniculus (rabbit), 1136 nucleotides long. RefSeq names its product ATPase Na+/K+ transporting subunit beta 1 (gene ATP1B1). Lineage: Eukaryota; Metazoa; Chordata; Mammalia; Lagomorpha; Leporidae. The record is from RefSeq and is marked provisional. Gene Ontology annotation, cellular component: sodium:potassium-exchanging ATPase complex. Gene Ontology annotation, molecular function: ATPase activator activity. Gene Ontology annotation, biological process: intracellular sodium ion homeostasis; potassium ion import across plasma membrane; intracellular potassium ion homeostasis.